AUGUCAGAGACUACAGAACCGACAGUAGUGUCCUCAGGGGCUAAGGAAGAUGGGGACCAGCUUCGCUCCCAGGCUCUAGCCGCUGAUUCGAAACAGCUACUAUCUGGUUAUUAUUUCAGCAUCAGAGUCAUUGGAACUUUUGGUGGGAUUGGGUUCAGUCUCUUGGGCACAUACUGGGCGUUCUCCGUUGGUGCUGCCGUAAUCACAGCGAUCAAUCGAGAUAUCGGCCCUAGUGCGAAUACGAGUUUGUUCUCUAUUGUGUGGACAGUCUGCGAUUGUAUCAGUAUUCUUCUUUUUGGUCGGCUUUCGGAUCGAUUUGGCCGCCGCGGUUUAGCUAUUGGGGCGAAUAUCCUUGGGAUAAUCGGAGGUAUCGUUGCGUGUACAGCGAGGGAUAUGGAUGUUUUGAUAGGGGCUAACGUAUUGCUCGGCCUUGCCUCUGGACCCCCGGCGUCAUAUCCCUUGCUCACAGGUGAACUUGCGACCAACAAGACGAAAUAUCUCGCUACAGUUCUCGUGGCGGUGCCGAAUGUUAUUGCGACAGGGUUUGGCGCAUACUUGGGCCUUCUCAUUUCUGGAGCUGUAUGCCUUGUUGCAUUCGUUUUAUAUGAAGUGUUCGGAGGACCCGAGCGUCCUAUCAUCCCUAUGCACUUCUUCAAAGAUUUCACCGGAUUCACACCGAUCGUGGUUAUCUCAGCCGUCACUGGUUGCCUCAACGUGGCGCUUCAAAUCACUUGGCCUUCACAAGUUACGAGGGUUUUUGGCACGAGCGAUUGGGAGACGACAGCAUGGCUUACGACAACAGUUGCUUUCGGGGCCUGGGCCGGGAUUGUCUUUGUCGGAUCUCUAUUCCAUAUUAUCAAGCACAUUCGUUGGCAGCUUAUUGUGGGAUGUAUCUGGAUGUCCGCAUUCGUGGGUGCCAUGGCUUCGAUCGACCCGACUGAACGUAGCCAGGCUGCAGCGUUCUCCUUUCUUGCUACCAUUCCCGUAGGAUGGGGUGAAGUGGUCACCAUGCUUAUGGUACAAUACGUGGCUUCAGAUCCGGAUCUUGGUGUCGCCUUUGCCGUAGUCUCCGCGAUGCGUAGCAUCAAGCUGAACAAGAUCGUCAUCCCGGCGAUCACCUCUGCCGGUCUACCGACGAGUUCAGUCCCUGCCCUUCUUCAAGCAAUCACCGUCGGAACUGAAGACGCCCUCAGAACUGUGCCAGGAAUGAACGAUGACAUUUUCACUCUAGCAUCAGUGAGGAUUUCGGAAGCUUAUGCCGCUGCAUACGUUUAUCCUUAUUAUACCGCAUUGGCGUUAGGCAUUGUUUCAAUUAUCGCAGCGAUUUUCAUUCGUGACUUUGGCCAUCACUUAAAUGAUCACGUUAGCAGACAAGUUUACAAGAAGCGUGACACAGGCAAGGACAUACUGCAACUGGUCGACCGUCCCACGCCGCUGCAGGAUACUAACCAGCCGAAACAAACCUGCGAGAAAUCCGAUGAAGUAGUUUAG
Molecule: messenger RNA, 1491 nt
Organism: Hypoxylon trugodes
Lineage: Eukaryota; Fungi; Ascomycota; Sordariomycetes; Xylariales; Hypoxylaceae
Product: fungal trichothecene efflux pump
Exons: 4
Coding region: 1-1491 (496 amino acids)
Biological process (GO): transmembrane transport
Molecular function (GO): transmembrane transporter activity
Source: RefSeq, a predicted model, not a curated record